AUGAUAGAUAUUCUCUCUGCUUUGAGGUCUCUUAUGGCCUCUUAUUCUCCGCCUCUCGAUGCUUUAGUUGUCCCCUCCGAAGAUUAUCACCAGAGUGAGUAUGUUUCUGCCAGGGAUAAGAGACGUCAGUUUGUUUCUGGAUUCACUGGAAGUGCAGGUUUGGCACUUAUCACAAUGAAUGAUGCAAGGUUAUGGACCGAUGGACGUUACUUCUUACAGGCAAUGCAACAGCUUAGUGAUGAUUGGAAACUUAUGCGGAUGGGGGAGGACCCUGCUGUAGAUGUGUGGAUGGCGGAUAAUCUGCCAAUAGAUGCAAAGAUUGGUGUUGAUCCCUGGUGCGUGUCAGUAGACACUGCACGAAAAUGGGAACGUGCUUUUGCCAAAAAAGAACAGAAACUAAUACAGACCUCCACUAAUUUGGUGGAUGAGGUUGCUUGGUUGUAUAACAUCCGUGGGAGUGAUGUGUCCUACUGCCCCGUUGUUCAUGCAUUUGCUAUAGUAACAUCCAGCUCUGCUUUCAUUUAUGUGGACAAGAGAAAGGUGUCAGAACAGGUACAUUCUCAUAUGAAAGAGUAUGGAAUCGAAGUUCGUGAUUAUGGGGCUGUGAUCUCAGAUGUGGCGUUGCUUGCUUCUAACCAACUUGAUUCUUCAUCAGCAGUUAAAGGAACUCAAGCUGAAGUUAUAAAGGAAAUAGAAAUCAAUUCUACUCGAGAGGACAUCACUGGUGAUGAUAAAGACAGAGGAACAAGAAGGAAUAAUGAUCACAUAUGGGUGGACCCUGGUUCAUGCUGCUAUGCUUUGUAUUCAAAACUGGAUGCUGAUAAAGUCAUCAUGCAGCCAUCACCGUUGGCUCUUGCAAAAGCUCUAAAGAACCCAGUUGAGUUAGAUGGGUUAAAAAAGGCUCACAUUCGUGAUGGUGCAGCUGUUGUGCAGUUUCUAGUCUGGUUGGAUACGCAGCAUUUUAGAGGCUUAAGUUUUCCAACUAUUUCUUCUGUUGGUCCAAAUGCUGCAGUAAUACAUUAUUCACCAGAGGCAGAAAAAUGUGCUGAGUUAGAUGCAAACAGUAUCUAUCUGUUUGAUUCAGGAGCACAGUAUCUGGAUGGAACAACUGAUGUAACUCGAACAGUUCAUUAUGGAAAACCUUCAGCUCAUGAAAAGGCAUGCUAUACUGCGGUUCUCAAGGGUCAUAUUGGUUUGGGUAAUGCUCGAUUUCCUAAUGGGACCACUGGUCAUGCCCUUGACAUUCUUGCCCGAGUUUCUUUAUGGAAGGAUGGUCUUGACUAUCGACAUGGCACUGGUCAUGGUGUUGGAUCUUACUUGUUUGUUCAUGAAGGACCCCAUUUAAUCAGUUUCAGGCCAUAUGCCCGGAAUGUGCCACUUCAAGCUUCCAUGACUGUGACUGAUGAACCUGGUUACUAUGAGGAUGGGUCCUUUGGUAUAAGAUUGGAGAAUGUCCUUAUAAUUAAGGAAGCUGACACCACGUACAACUUUGGUGAUAAGGGUUAUUUGUCAUUUGAGCAUAUAACAUGGGCACCAUAUCAGAAAAAGUUGAUUGACUUGAGUCUGUUAAAUCCUGAAGAAGUAGAUUGGUUGAACACCUACCACUCAAAUUGUAGAGAUAUUUUGGCUCCAUACUUGGACGAAUCUGAGAAGGCAUGGUUGAAGAAAGCCACUGAACCUGUAAGCUUGUGAGCUAUUUGUUCAUGACAGUCCAGGCCUUUCGCUCAUUAUUAUAAAAUCUCUUUUGAUUUAGACUAUUUUAGCCUGGAUCAUUCACAUUAACUCCAUAUGGGAACUUUCUUUCCAAAUUUCUGAUAUAUGCAGCAUGCAGCAUGAAUCAAUGAAUAAUCAACGGUUUGAGUAUA
Molecule: messenger RNA, 1865 nt
Organism: Carica papaya (papaya)
Lineage: Eukaryota; Viridiplantae; Streptophyta; Magnoliopsida; Brassicales; Caricaceae
Source: RefSeq, a predicted model, not a curated record